Molecule: messenger RNA, 4451 nt
Organism: Chiloscyllium plagiosum (whitespotted bambooshark)
Lineage: Eukaryota; Metazoa; Chordata; Chondrichthyes; Orectolobiformes; Hemiscylliidae
Gene: invs
Product: inversin
Molecular function (GO): protein binding
Source: RefSeq, a predicted model, not a curated record
GUUUGAGAGCAGCUUGUGGAGCAGAGAGACUACAGGGACCAGUAUGCAGUGUUAGGCCGGCGCUGAAGACACAUCUAUUUUGUUGGUAAAAAAGUAAAAUAAUGUUUUAAUUAAUUGCCGAAGGGAGAUUAGCUCCUUGAUUCUCUUUUUUCUUCCGGACACUGACGGGGGAAGUUGUCUCAGUUGUUAUACAAAUGAAGAAGUAAAAUGGAGAGAGCUCGAGGUUGAAAAGUUUUCUCCUUUUUUUUGUCCCCAGGCCUUUCAGCAGCUGUAGAAGAAAUGAGUCGUUUAAGAGAUAAUUAAUGAUGUCUUGCGUGCAAAUAUCAAAGCUGCAAAUGUUUUCAGUUGGACAGGGAGCAAAAGGCAAAGUCUACCAAUCAUGGCAGGAAUUGUACCUCGAUCUGAUGGAAGUACAAAUGUUACAGAGAAUUGGUUGUCUAAUGGAUCAAUACUGACCUCUCAAGUUCAUGCUGCUGCAGUCAAUGGAGACAGGUGUGCACUGCAUAAACUCAUAGCAGCAAAUCCAAAUAUAAAGGAUGCAGAAGACCAGUUUGGUCGGACCCCACUGAUGUAUUGUGUACUUGCUGACAGAUUGGACUGUGCUGAGGCACUCAUUAAGGCUGGAGUUAAUAUCAACAAAGCAGACCGCAGCCAGAGGACUGCCUUACAUCUUGCAGCACAAAAGGGAAAUUACCGCUUCAUGAAGCUGCUGCUUAACCGACGUGCCAACUGGAUGCAGAAGGAUCUUGAGGAGAUGACUCCACUUCAUUUAGCUACACGCCACAAAAGUCCUAAAUGUUUGGCUUUGCUGCUAAAGUCUAUGGCUCCGGGAGAAGUGGACACCCAAGAUAAAAACAAGCAAACAGCAUUACAUUGGAGUGCCUACUACAACCAUCCAGAACAUGUGAAACUGCUGAUAAAACAUGAUUCCAAUAUAGGCAUUCCUGACAUUGAAGGCAAAAUCCCACUCCAUUGGGCUGCCAGUAACAAAGACACUACAGCCAUUCACACAGUGAAAUGCAUUCUGGAAGCUGCUCCUACUGAAUCGUUGUUGAACUGGCAGGACUAUGAAGGACGAACGCCACUUCAUUUUGCUGUUGCUGACGGAAAUGAUGCUGUAGUUGAUGUUUUGACCUUGUAUGAAGGAUGCAAUAUAACAUCUUAUGAUAAUUUAUUUCGAACUCCUCUGCACUGGGCAGCUUUAUUGGGUCAUGCUCAAAUUGGACACCUUCUACUGGAAAGGAACAAGUCUGGUACUAUUCCAUCAGAUAGCCAAGGAGCCACACCACUGCAUUAUGCUGCUCAGAGCAAUUUUGCUGAGACUGUUGAAGUAUUCUUGAAGCAUCCAUCAGUGAAAGAUGACCCAGACCUGGAAGGACGGACAGCAUUUAUGUGGGCUGCAGGAAAGGGUAGUGAUGAUGUCCUUCGAAUCAUGUUAAGAAUAAAAUCAGACAUUGACAUCAAUAUGGCAGAUAAAUACGGGGGAACAGCUCUACAUGCUGCAGUCCUCUCUGGUCAUGUUAACACAGUGAAGCUUCUGUUGAAGUAUGGGGCACAAGUGGAUGCCAUGGAUGUGAUGAAACAUACACCACUUUUCCGGGCUUGUGAGAUGGGCCAUAAAGAAGUGAUCCAUACACUCAUUGAAGGUGGUGCAAGAGUUGAUUUGCUUGACCAAGAUGGCCAUAGUCCUUUGCACUGGGCCGCCCUUGGUGGGAAUGCAGAUGUGUGUCAGAUCCUGAUUCAGAAUCUGAUCAAUCCUAAUGUGCAGGAUUAUGCUGGAAGAACACCUUUGCAGUGUGCUGCAUAUGGAGGUUACAUUAAUUGCAUGGCAGUACUCAUGGAAAACAAAGCUGAUCCCAAUAUACAAGACAAAGAGGGACGGACAGCACUCCAUUGGUCAUGCAACAAUGGGUACCUGGAUGCUGUGAAGCUUCUGUUGGGCUAUAGUGCCUUUCCUAAUCAUAUGGAGAUCAAUGAAGAGAGGUUUACUCCACUUGAUUAUGCCCUGCUUGGAGAACAUCAGGAGGUUAUUCAGUACAUGCUGGAGCAUGGAGCACUAUCUAUUGCUGCAAUUCAAGACAUUGCUGCUUCCAAAAUCCAAGCUGUUUAUAAGGGUUACAUGGUCCGCAAGGCUUUCCAGGAGAGAAAAAAUCUACUCAUGAAGCAUGAACAACUACGGAAGGAUGCAGCUAAGAAGCGUGAGGAGGAAAACAAAAGAAAGGAGGCAGAGAUUCAGAAGGAAAAAAAGAGAUUGGAAUCUGAAUUAAAUGUACAGCAAAAGGUAGCAAAUCUAGAAAUCAAUUGCCAACUUGCAGAUCUUUAUCCAGUAAAUGGGGAGAGCACUUCCCCUACUAUUUCAGAACAUGAUCAGUUGGAGCUGAGAAUUAGUGAAGACUUUAAAAGAAGUUCUAAAAGCAAAUCUGAAAAGACAGCAAGGAUAAGGCCUCUCUUGCAAACUUGGCGGAGUAUAGACACAAUUCGAAGUCACACUUCAUCUAUAGAAACUGGAAAAAGAGAAAUAAAGAACAGAAAAGAACUUAUCAGGAAAAGCUCAAAGGGUACUCGUGUCUGUGAUCAUCAUCAAUACAAUGAAGGAAGCAUUCCUAGUGAACUACACUCUUGCAGACAGCUCACUCCUUCAGAAAAAGGAGAUGCUAACACUGACAGUGAUCGAAGGAUCCCUGAAAGUACCAACAGAUCCAAUGGCUGUAAGUCAAAACCUACUGGCUUUAGAUCAGCCAGUGCAACAAAAAAAUCAGUGAAACAACAAAACCCACCUCUAUUAAUUUGUGGCAGACAUCAUAAAAUAACAUCUGAAUCUUCCCAAGAAUAUGAAGCGCCUUGGAUAGGACUAAAGUGCGGUCGAUUCUCACCUGCUGGUUCAAGUCGGCCUGGAAGCGCCAAAUAUGCAAUUGUAAACAGUACUGAUAAUGCUGUCAAUGCAGUGCAAACUGGCGCCCAGUGCUCUGGUACCAUCACUUCUGUUUUGCUUCCUCCAGCCUGUUCAAAACCUAAAGGUCGCAGUGGAAUGUAUGAUAAUCCUAUUGAAAAUGCACCUCGGGACAGGACUAGUUCUUCGCAAUCUCCUAGCACUGAAAAAGGUUCAUUUACCACUUUGAAUGAUAGACGAUCUGAUAUCCAGCUUAUCCCUUUGGAAAUUCGAGUACAAAUAGUGGAAAAGGAGAGAUUGCGAAAAGAGCUGUUUCGGAAGAAGAAUAACGCAGCAGCAGUUAUUCAGAGGGCAUGGAAAAGUUACAGGAUACGAAAAGCCCUGGUGUUGCUCCUUCGCUGCCGACGUCAGAAUGGGGACAAUGAUGACAAGACAUGGAAGCAAGAGGUGGCUGCCUUCACCAUUCAACUAGCCUGGAGGAAGAAUCUCAGUGGCAAUAUCGUGAAUGUUAUUUCCAGAAAAAGCAGCCAAACAUUCAACAACAGGAGUCCCUGUGCACGGACGGCUAAGCAACAUUCAGUGUUAAAGCAAAUUUAUGGGAAACCUCAGGAAGAAAAAGGGUACAUUUCACAACAAUCAUCACCUUUCAGAAAUGGUCAUAUCUCUGUCCAGAAAACAUAAGUUCCAAAACAAUGCAACAGCUUAUGAAGCAGUAAUUGCUGCUCCUGGAAUUAGAGGAAUUCACCUCCAAUACCUAAUAUAUCUCAAAAAAAGGAACAGCUCUUAAAGCCACAAUUAUUUUCCCAUCCUCCAUCUUGAGUUACCCAAUGUCGGAAUUCUGUUCACUCUAAAAGUCUGUGUCAUGUAUUAUGCACAUGUAAAUAAAGGGUGACUUGGUAAUGUGGUAUUGGUCUUCAUGGAGUUAUUUCAGUGGCAACGAGAGAAAAACAUGUCCCUGAAGAGAUUUGCUCGCAACAGUCAUCUUUGAUUUGGGGUAAGGGUUUCUGGUAUUGGGGUGCUGUGACUCAUUUGAUCCCACCAUCAAAGUCUAGACCCAAUAUGUGGAAAGAAUGCGUUAUUUUUUCCAGGCAAAUGAAAUUGGGGCAGACGAAAAGCAAUGAGUAGGUCUCCUGACAGUUUGUGGACCCGUAGCUUUUUUGGUUACUGGAAGCCUAACCAUCCAUGAAGUACAAGAUACUAUAACUUUUCAAGAAUUGACGGAUUUAGUUAAGGAAUAUUAAGACCCGAAGACUCCUCUAAUUCUGAGACACUAUUAAUUUUACUUGGCAGUCUGAGAACUGGGGAAAUCCGUAUUAGGAUUUUUGAUGAGGUUAAGACAACUGACAGAGGCAUUUGAUUUUGUUUUACCCCUUAAUGAGAUACUGAGAGACCAUUUGGUAUGUGGAAUUAAUGAUGUGACCAUAUAAAAGCACCUAUUAGCUGAAGCUCAACUGGACUUCAGCCAGGCACUACAACUGUCAUUAGGAAAUGCGGCAACUGGAGCAUGAGUUGUAGGGUAUGCCUGAAGGAAGUGGACACCCCCCUUAAGGUCAGUUGAGCU